Messenger RNA from Bradysia coprophila, 1302 nucleotides. RefSeq names its product filamin-B-like. The record is from RefSeq and is a predicted model, not a curated record. Gene Ontology annotation, biological process: actin cytoskeleton organization. Lineage: Eukaryota; Metazoa; Arthropoda; Insecta; Diptera; Sciaridae. Gene Ontology annotation, molecular function: actin filament binding.
GUGUGAUAUCAAAUUGGAGAGGAGUUUCUUCAUUCAAAAUCAGUCGUUCGUAAGUCGGUAUAGUGGUGAAAUCGUUGGAAAAACAUUUCCCGAAUUUUCAAAAAAAAGUGCAACUAAUUUUGAAUAUUCGUAGUCAGUCAGUUAAAUAAAAAUACGCAAUGUCUGAGGUAACAGCAAGUGAAGAAAAUACUGCAACAACGACAAACGAAGGAAAUACUGCAGCAACAGUUAUCGAAGAAAAUACUGCAACAACAGUAAAAGAAGAAAAUAUUGCAGCAACAGUAAAAGAUGAAAAUACUGUAACAACAGUAAAAGAAGAAAAUACUGCGGCAACAGUAAAUCAAGAAAACAAUGAGAAUGGUAAUGGAUUGACUGAUGAUGAAUUGAUAAUUGGCACAUCAGGGGAUGGAGUUUUCGGUGCGACAGUUGGUAAUCCGACCGAUUUUGUCGUACACGCCUCUGAUUGCAAAGAGCGGGUAAAAUGCGGCCUGUACGUUUGUUUUGAUGGACCUGAGAAACCUGACAUCGAAUUCGACCAUUUGAAAGAUGGAAAUAUAUCUGUUACAUAUCUACCUACUGUUCCUGGAGUGUACAUUUUGACUGUUAAAUACAACAACAGACAUGUUCGUGGCAGUCCGUUCAAAAUCAACGUUAUUGGUCGUGGUUUUCCCAUUAUGAAACCGUUAGUCAUCAAAAGAAACAUUGUAAAGAAAGUCAAACUUUCAGGAGCUCAAGAAGUGCUUGUCAACGAAAUAGCUGAAAUCUUUCUCGAUAUCUCAAGAGCUGAAAUUAAUUGUGAGCUUAUGAUUGACAUUGAUGGUCCCAUGAUACCCCCGUAUUCAACUGUGGAGAAAAGCAAGGGGAUCGUAGCGCUGGCUUACACACCGACGAAAAAAGGUGUAUAUAAAUUCAUGCUAAGAUUCCGUGGUGAACACGUACCUGGUUCUCCAUAUACUGUUACGGUUAAAUAAAUGAAACAACCCGACAAUAACUCGUCAUGUGAUGUCAAUUGAAAAUAUUUUUUUAGAAUUAGACAAAAUUUCGUCCUUUUACAUCGAAUUUAUGUGAAUUUUUACGGAUAAACAUACCCACGCAGAUAAUUUUAUUUCGUUGUGUCCAACUAAUUUGCUAACUAUAGGAACAUUCUGCAUUGACACGUGCCCGUUAGUUGAUUAAAUUUAUUACAUUGAAUCGAAAUUUUUACAACUUUUGAGUCGAAGCCAAAUUGUUGAAUUGAUAUAUGGAAAACGAAAAUUGUUCGCUUAUUGCGUUGAAAUAAAUUUACCGUAUGAGAAUGUAAGA